Messenger RNA from Paramuricea clavata, 430 nucleotides. NCBI's taxonomy places the organism in Eukaryota, Metazoa, Cnidaria, Anthozoa, Malacalcyonacea, Plexauridae. The record is from the annotation of a GenBank genome assembly.
AUGAAUAUCUCGUCUUCGGAACAAAAAUUCGCGGCCCUCCUCAGGCUGAUGGAUCAAUCAACCUCCUCACUCCUCAGCCAGGUCACAAGGGCCAAAUCCUCCACCGCCUACACGGAAGCAAAAACCUUGCUCAUCAAGGAAUUCUCACUCUCGAAAUUCGAUCGUGUUAAGGCUUACUGGGAGGCAAAACCAGCUGCGGACGAAAAACUAACUCUCUUUUCUUCAAGAGUCGAGGUUCUUGUCGAAGACAUCACAAUGGAGGACAUCCGGAAAUACUGUAUCCUGAGACAUGCUCCACCGGGGGUUCGCCUCCAGCUGGCCGGAUCCCACUUCGAUAAAUUCUCCGUUUCGGAUCUCCUGAUUGAAGCGGACACUCUUACUCAACGGGCCAACAUCGACACCCAGGUAGUCGCCGCUCUUCAGCCAAAAG